Messenger RNA from Aspergillus mulundensis, 1809 nucleotides. RefSeq lists its product as uncharacterized. The record is from RefSeq and is a predicted model, not a curated record. Lineage: Eukaryota; Fungi; Ascomycota; Eurotiomycetes; Eurotiales; Aspergillaceae. Bases 1 to 1809 code for a protein of 602 amino acids. Gene Ontology annotation, molecular function: protein binding. The transcript is spliced from 7 exons.
AUGUUUCGUUCUGCGACUGGGGGCUCGCGAGAGGUGAUUCCGUUCUUGUUCUCAGGUGCUGUCGGCCGGCUUCUGGUUCUGAUUCUGUGUGCUGCAGUCAAUGCCGUUCGCGAUCGGGUCUAUAUCGAUGGAGGGGAACUUACGUGGGAGCAACGCAACGAGGAUGGCUCUGUUGAGGUCGACAGCGACGAGGAGGAUGCAAGCUUCGUCUACUACAUGAACCUUUCAUCCUCUUUCAACGCGCCGACGAUGAACUUUACGGCCAUCUUUGGGAGUGUGCCCAAGCCCGGGGCCGGCUCUGAGUCGGCGCUUGCUGCUCUGGACGGGUACAUGUUUGCCAACGACGCUACGUUUUGGCUUUACGGCGGGAUUGAGGAUCCUUUUGGCGCAGCCAGUCAAACCUCUGCAGACGCGGUGCUCGCCUACGAACCAUCCAAAGAUGGCGAUGCCACAUCCGAGGACCAAUUUACUACUGCCAACAUGGGUACCGUUACGCGCUAUAUCACCCACGGCGCUGGGGUCUCUAUUCCUAGUGAGAACCUGGGCUUCUAUGUCAGCGGCGCGCGCGCUCCGGACUGGGGCCCAAUAUGGGAUAAUACAACAGCCUUCAACCUCUCUCGGCAGAUGGUCAAGGUCAAUAUGUCAGAGCGCCCGGCGGAUGCUAUUUGGUCGAAUGUUUCAUUACCUGAACAUAUACCGCCCCGCGUCCAAGCAGAGGCUGUCUGGGUUCCUGUAUCUGAGGCCGGCGCUGUGGUGCUUAUUGGAGGGGUGACUAUGGUCGAGUCCCUCAUCGAUGAAGAUAGCUUGAGUGAAGCACAACAGGCCGAGAGCGAGCGUAUUAGUCCCAGCUUCAUGACGACCGUUUCUAUCUACGACAUUGCCAGAGAUACUUGGUAUAACCAGAACACUACAGGCGAUGCUCCUCCAAUGCUUGCCGGAUUCUGUGCAGUAUAUGCAAGCGCCCCAGACAACUCCUCCCACAACAUCUACGUCUAUGGAGGAUAUGACGGCAUCAACUACCUUAACCCGCCGGUAGACACUGCUUACGUCCUGUCACUGCCAUCGUUUGAGUGGAUUCGUCUCUACACAGGUGACAGCCGCCGCCUCGAAGGCCGAAGAUAUCAUAACUGCGUCAAGCCAUACCCCGACAGGAUGCUAGUGAUUGGCGGGACAAUCCUCGGUGGUGAACGAUCUUGCAUAGACGGCGCAAUCAGAGUCUUCAACCUGAACAGCGGGGAGUUCCAGAACACAUACGAUCCAGCAAUAUGGAGCGAAUACGAAGUGCCUUCUCUGGUGUCAGAACAAAUAGGCGGAAACUCCUCCGGCUUUGCAACCCGCACUUCCCCCGCAACCUGGACAAACGAAUCCCUCAGCCAGCUCUUCGCCACACCCUACACCAAGCCCAUCGCCACCUGGUAUCCUUAUGCAUCCGAUAGCUCCACAGCCACCCAGGACUCAGACGGUUCCUCCGGGUUCCCCGCCUGGGCAGGCGGGCUUAUCGGCGGCCUUCUAGGUCUCCUGGCGUUAUGUGGCAUAGCCGGCGCAGCAUGGUGGCUUCGGCGCCGACGCCGACGCAGGCGGCCGGGGCACCAGGGUACUCCUAAGGAGAAAAAAGCGUCCGACUUGGCUGGACUACCUGAGGGCGGGGGCUGGCAGCAGCCAGCACAUGAGGCUGGAAGUGGGAUUGUCCAUGAGAUUCAAGGUACGGAGACUAAUCCAGGACUGAACCAUGCCGCCGUUGAGCUUCCUGCUUCGAGGACUGCGAGUCCUCUGGCAAGACCGCUUCCGAUACCGAAGGCUUCGCCAUAG